This is a messenger RNA of Orycteropus afer afer, 1044 nucleotides long. It is a transcript of the gene TFEC, whose product is annotated as transcription factor EC. The transcript is spliced from 7 exons. Gene Ontology annotation, cellular component: nucleus. Gene Ontology annotation, molecular function: DNA-binding transcription factor activity, RNA polymerase II-specific; RNA polymerase II cis-regulatory region sequence-specific DNA binding; protein dimerization activity. NCBI's taxonomy places the organism in Eukaryota, Metazoa, Chordata, Mammalia, Tubulidentata, Orycteropodidae. The coding region runs from base 1 to 1044 and encodes 347 amino acids. The record is from RefSeq and is a predicted model, not a curated record. Gene Ontology annotation, biological process: regulation of transcription by RNA polymerase II.
AUGACCCUUGACCGUCAGAUCCUCAACCAGACCCUGAAGCAGUCACACCCUCCAGCACCCAGCGGUGGUCUUCCGGUGAGGCACGGACAUGUGUCUCCCGACAAUGACGCGGGCCUCACAGGGAGCCCAUUCACAAAGUUGCUAACUCUCGGGGAAGAAGAUGACAGUGUGGAGUGGCAUAUGGAGGACGUUAUUGAGGAUAUAAUCGGUAUGGAAUCAAGUUUUAAAGAGGAAGGAACAGACUCUCCUCUGCUAAUGCAAAAAACAUUAUCUGGAAAUAUUCUGGAUGUGUAUAGUGGUGAGCAGGGGAUUCCACCAGCUAAUAUGGGACUAACAAGUGUUUCCUGUCCAAAUAGUCUACCAAUGAAAAGAGAAAUUACAGAAACUGAUACUCGAGCUUUGGCAAAAGAGAGGCAAAAAAAGGAUAACCACAACCUCAUUGAAAGAAGAAGAAGGUAUAAUAUUAAUUACCGAAUCAAGGAGCUUGGCACUCUUAUUCCAAGGUCUAAUGAUCCUGAUGCGCGCUGGAACAAAGGAACCAUUCUAAAAGCAUCAGUGGAGUACAUCAAGUGGCUACAAAAAGAACACCAGAGAGCCCGAGACUUAGAACACAGACAGAAGAAAUUAGAGCAGGCUAACCGGCGGCUUCUCCUCCGCAUUCAGGAACUAGAAAUACAGGCUCGUGCACAUGGUCUGCCAACCCUGGCUUCUCUUGCCACAGUUGACGCAGGUGCUCAGGUCACCAAACAACAGACCCAUCCGGAGCAGAAUUCAGUAGACUAUUGCCAACAUCUGACUGUGUCUCAGGGACCAAGCCCUGAACUCUGCGAUCAAGCUAUGCCCUUCUCUGAUCCUUUGUCACAUUUCACUGAUUUAUCAUUUAGUGCCGCUUUGAAAGAGGAACAAAGAUUGGAUGUCAUGUUACUGGAUGACACAAUAUCUCCGUUUGGAACAGACCCUCUGCUGUCCGCCACUUCCCCUGCAGUUUCCAAAGAGGGCAGCAGAAGAAGUAGUUUUAGCUCAGACGAUGGUGAUGAGUUAUAA